CUAGAAGUAGGCAUCUCAAAGUUGAUGGAAAUCUGGACUGAUUUAGGACUCAAUAGAAAAGAUGUGCUGCUGCGAAAGAAAGUCAUGCUAGGUCACCUUCGAGAUCUUCUUGACGAUAUGGUAAGGGAAGAGGAGUCAACCAGGCAGUCGAUCCUGAAUAGUGUCAAAGCUUAUCACCAGGAAGUGCUUAAGCUGUGUGGGGAGCUAAAAUUAGAACCUUAUAAUCCCAAUGAAGAAUUAACAGUCCUCCAAUUAGAGAAAGACCUCAGGCUAAAAUUAGAAUCAUUACAAAAGGAGAAAGCCAAGAAGAUGGAACGCCUAAAAUCCCUAUCCAGGAUCGAUCAGGAACUGUGCAAUCUUCUCUGUGAAAUUCCGUUCUACGUUCCCAGUGGGAUUGUGCCAAGUGAGGAACAGCUGAACGAACUGGAUAAGCAUAUUAGAAAAUUAGAAGAUGAAAAGGUUGGCAGAGAGCAGAUACUUAAACAGACCAAAGAACAAGUAAAGGAGAUGUUGUUGCAGCUAGAUAUACCACUGGCCUCUCAGUUCGAGCAGGAUGUGAUCAAUGAAAGCGAUGACUCGUUCGUUCUUUCGUCUGAAAAUAUGAAAUUACUUGCAAAAAAAAACCAACAGUUACAGAAAAGGUUAAGAGAGAACAUAGAAACAGCGGAAAGACUGACGACUGAACUUUAUUAUCUUUGGGACCAGCUUGGAAUUUCCAUCACAGAGAGGACGCAAUUCUCAGAGGAAUACACUGGCAUCAAGCAGAGAACCAUACUGGCUCUAAAUGAAGAGAUUAACAGAUGCAAAAUCCUGAAGAUCCAGAAUGCAUCAAUGAUAAUUGGAUCCCUGAGGAAGCAGUUGGAUAAGUUGUGGGAUCGAUGCUAUAUCCCAAUGGAGCAGAGAAAAAUGUUUAAAGGAUUUUAUAGCGAUGAGUGGAAUGAAGAAGUUUUAGUAAAGCAUGAGGAAGAGAUAAGAAUGUUGAAAGCUUACUACGAAGAGCAUAAAUCAUUAUUCGAAAAAGUCCAACAUAGAGAUAUGGUCUGGGAGCAGUUUCUAGAAUUUGAGAGAAGAGCCAGCAAUCCUAACAGAUUAUUCGAUAAAGGAUGGAGCUUACUUCAAGAGGAAAAGGAAAGGAAAAAGAUCACUAAAGAACUACCCAGAAUUGAGAACGAAGUGAUGGAAGAAAUAGACCUCUGGCAGAAGAAAAUGAACAAAACUUUCUUAAUAAACGGCUUUCUGUACCAAGAUUACAUAAAGAUGCAAUGGGACGACUACAGAACGCACAAAGAGAAUGAAAAACAUUCUAGGCAACAAAACAAGCAAAGAAAAACGGAAGAAGAGAUGUUAUUUGGCAGUCGACCCCACGUCACUCCUGUCAAAAAACCUCUAAUCUCCAUCACAGGGGGGUCCAAAUCGUCCUCUAAGAACUCUGCUAAGGUCAGGGAUGUGCUGCUUUUUGGUAUUGCUGUGUUGUAUUGUUAG
This is a messenger RNA of Helobdella robusta, 1482 nucleotides long. RefSeq lists its product as hypothetical. The transcript is spliced from 9 exons. Gene Ontology annotation, biological process: mitotic spindle midzone assembly; microtubule cytoskeleton organization. The annotation marks the transcript as partial. The record is from RefSeq and is a predicted model, not a curated record. Gene Ontology annotation, molecular function: microtubule binding. NCBI's taxonomy places the organism in Eukaryota, Metazoa, Annelida, Clitellata, Rhynchobdellida, Glossiphoniidae. Gene Ontology annotation, cellular component: mitotic spindle midzone; spindle; cytoplasm.